Molecule: messenger RNA, 1089 nt
Organism: Cyanidioschyzon merolae strain 10D
Lineage: Eukaryota; Rhodophyta; Bangiophyceae; Cyanidiales; Cyanidiaceae
Product: similar to chloroplast inner membrane protein Tic22
Exons: 1
Coding region: 1-1089 (362 amino acids)
Biological process (GO): protein transport
Source: RefSeq, a predicted model, not a curated record
AUGUCAGCGUUUGCUGUGCCUGCGGCGCACCCUGCGAGGAGGCAGCGCCCGGCGCUAGGACUUGAUCGGCCGCUCGUUCCGCGAUGGAGUUCGAAACGGCAGGUGCUUUUUCAUCGGGGUCGGCCACUCGUGACCUUUCGGAAACAUUUACUAAGUGCGACAGAGAGAGUGUGUCUUAGUGAACAGAGGACGCCUGGCGUUGUCGGGCAACCGGCGCCCGAGACUUCCUGGAUGCAACGUGCCGCACGGGCGCUCUUGCUAGGUCUGGCGACGGUUAACAUAUGGACGCCACUUCUGCGUGGAUUCAGCCUCGGUGCCGGGCUGCAGGUACUGCUGGGAGCGCCAGCAGUGAGCGCGGCGAAAACACCGCAUGCACGCUACUCGCGCAAAACGCUGAGCGAGAAACUCGCGCAGGUGCCAGUCUUCGCGGUGACGAAUGAGUCUGGGCAACCCUUUUUAGCUGCAAUGGAACGUGGACUGCAAGUGGGACUUAUUUUCUUCGACCCAGAUGAUGCGAUAAAAAUGCUCGAGGACCUGAAACGGAGCUCCGGCAAAGAGGCAGAGGAUGCACGUAUUUUCAUUAUGGGUCUGGAUCGUGCCUUCGAAAUGGUGAAGAGCAAACCGCAGCCGAGCGGGCUUCGCGGACCCCGUGGCGAUGAGCUGAAAAUGGUCUUCCGUUUCUACCCCAAUCAACAACAGCUCGAGUAUGCGCGAACUGUGGCGAAGAAGACAAAACAACCCACUGUACGGGGCGUGCCGUGCUUCGUGGCAAAAGGUCUAACGCUCCGGAAAGGGAAAGAAUUCGUGAUUCCCAUUUUUCUGGACAAAAGGGAUCUCGAUGAGGCAUGGAAUCGACUGCGUCAGGAGCUUGCAGAGCUUCCCAAGCAGCCAGAGAUAGAGGUAGGCGACCUCAUCGAGGUGAUCCUGCGCUUAGAGGAGGCUGCGAAGAAUCCUAAGAGUCUGAAUGAGACGGAAUUACAGGAUCUGCGACGAGUGGCGUUCUUUCCCUCGUCAAAAAGUGUCGAAUUCAUGAAGAGGGAGUCCGCGAAGCAAUUCAAGGGCACUGCUCGAAUGCAUUCGAGGCCAUAA